AUGACAAAAGGAGAUUUCAUUAGAUUGGAAGAUUCAAAUAGCGUUAGUAAUGGCAAUGAAAAUAAUAUUAACCAAUAUGAUAGUGAAUUUUCAGAAGAAGGUACAGCAUCCAUUGGAUCAAAUAGUGGUGCCAUUAUAAUGAAUCAAAGUAAAGAGGAUAUAAACAUGUCUGGAGAAAUUGAAGAAUUUAAUGAUGACAGUCAAAGUUUAAUUUCACCACCAAAAACUUCAAUAGAUAUUCAACAACAGCAACAACAAGAAGAACAACAAGAAGAAGAAGAAGAGGAAGAUUAUCAAAAUAUAAAAUCAUCUAAUAGAAGUAAUAAUAAUAAUAAUAAUAAUAGUAAUUAUAUACCGAAUAAUAAUAGUAAUAAUAAUAAUAUCAACUAUAAUAAUAAUAAUAUUAAUGUAAUUGGUAGUUAUAGCGAUGACAAUAAUGAAUAUGAUGAUGAUAAUAUAUAUGGUAAAAAUUUUAAAAAUAAACAUCAACAAUCAUUUAACGAAUUUACAUUAACAUUGGAUGAUAAUGGAGUUAAUGAAUUGAAUGAAAGUGAUUUUAUAACAUCGAUGGAUGAUAGUGGUUAUAUUGCCCCUUUCAGUCAAUAUAUUAAAAAGAACUAUAAUAAUAAUAUCUAUGAAAGAAUACUGGAACAAUGUGAAAAGAUUAAAAUUGAUGCUUCAAUGCAUAGAUCUGAAUUAAUCUUAACUUCAGCUUAUUUAUUUUGUUUUGUAGCUUUAGGUAUUAGUGUUGGUUCUUUAGGUCCAACAUUACAUAGUUUCACUUAUCAUUUACAUGCUUCAACUGAUCAAGUUGGUUAUUUUUUUUCUGCAAGAGGUCUUGGUUAUUUUAUAUUUUCAUUAGGUUGUAGAUUUUUAGAUAGGGUUAAAAAUAAUAAUUUAGUAAUUGCAGGUUGUGUUAUAUUAAUGUCAAUAUCAUUAUUAUUAAUACCAUUAAGUAAGAAUAUUUGGUUAACAGCAUUUUUAUUCAUGUUGGAGGGUGGAGGUGCAGGAUUAAUCGAUUCAAGUUUAAAUACAUUAAUAGUUUGGGUAUGGAAGGAAAAAGUUAACCCAUUCAUGCAACUUUUACAUUUUUCUUUUGGUCUUGGAGCUUUUGUUGCACCUUUAUUUGUUGCAGGAAUGUCUGAAAAUUCAUUAUUCACUCAAUAUUUCGUAUUAUCAAUGGUUAUGCUUUCAAGUUUUCUUACUGUUAUAUUUUUAAAACCUGCAAAACCACCAGUUGUAGAAGAUAUUGAAUUAAUACCUUCCACUGGUAAUAUUGAUGAUAAUAGUAAUAAUAAUAAUAAUAAUAACAGUUCAAAUAUUGUUGAUGAUGCAAUUACAAACACUAUAAAUGAUAAAAUUAAUGAAUCAACAGAUUUAAAGAUUAAUAAUAGUAAUAAUAAUGAUAUCAGUAGUUCAAAAACAGAAAAAAGAUUAAAAAUUGAAGUUAUAGCUGCAAUAGCUGUAUUCUUAUUUUUUUAUGUCGGUGGUGAAAGUGGUUUUGGUGGUUGGAUUUGUACAUUUAGUAUUGAAAAUUUAAAAUUUGAUGAAAAAACAGGAGCAUUAUUAAAUUCAAUGUUUUGGGGAAGUUUUACAGUUGGUAGAUUAGCAGGAGUUUUUAUAUCAUUGGUAAUGUCACCUCAAAAGAUGGUUAUUAUGGAUACAUUGGGUUGUUUCUUCUUUACACUUUUAAUGAUAUUUUUCCCAAAUUCAUCAGCUAUACUUUGGAUAUCAACUGCUGGAUUGGGUUUAAGUUUAGCAUCAAUUUUCCCAACUGCGUUCUCUCUCCCUCAAAAUUUAUCGAUACCAGUUACUGGUGAAUCAACAUCCUAUAUGGUUAUUGGUGCAGUGGCAGGAGAGAUCGUAAUUCCAUGGUUAAUUGGUAUAUGUCAACAAUAUAUUGGUAUGCAUGUAUUACCAUGGAUUGUGUUAUUUACAUUAUUAAUAUCUUUAAUAAUUUAUAUUUUAAUUAAUCUUCGUACCAUUUAUAUAAGAUCAAGAGGUCAAAAUAUUAAUUUCUCUUUUUCAAAUUCAAUCGCAUUAUUAAAUCAUGUGGUAAAUAAUAAUAAUAAUAAUAAAUAA
Dictyostelium discoideum AX4 is the source of this 2082-nucleotide messenger RNA. RefSeq lists its product as hypothetical. The coding region runs from base 1 to 2082 and encodes 693 amino acids. Gene Ontology annotation, biological process: transmembrane transport. The transcript has 3 exons. Gene Ontology annotation, molecular function: transmembrane transporter activity. NCBI's taxonomy places the organism in Eukaryota, Evosea, Eumycetozoa, Dictyosteliales, Dictyosteliaceae. Gene Ontology annotation, cellular component: membrane. The record is from RefSeq and is a predicted model, not a curated record.